This is a messenger RNA of Fusarium fujikuroi IMI 58289, 1689 nucleotides long. Its product is annotated as related to feruloyl esterase B precursor. The transcript is spliced from 2 exons. The record is from RefSeq and is a predicted model, not a curated record. Bases 1 to 1689 code for a protein of 562 amino acids. Lineage: Eukaryota; Fungi; Ascomycota; Sordariomycetes; Hypocreales; Nectriaceae.
AUGGCUUUGCUAGCCUCUCCGACCCUCGCAUCCUCUCUUUCGGAACUCUGUACCUCCUCAAACCUGAAAGCUGCACUGCCCUCCAAUGGGACCCUUCUGGGGAUCAACAUGAUCCAAUCUACCAUCACGGCUUCCACGGCGGUUUACAAUACCAGUGCUGGGACAGGAGGCGGACCGAUGAGGCGUGAUACCGAUACCUACAACUACUGUAACGUCACUGUCAUGUACACUCACGGCACCAAGGGUGACACUGUUAACCUCAAGUAUGCCUUUCCUGAUCCCGAUGACUUCAAGAACCGGUUUUAUGUUGCUGGCGGUGGUGGCUACUCUCUAAACACUGACACUACUGGUGGCCUCAAGUACGGGGCGGCUGCUGGAGCUACUGAUGGCGGGUACGAUGCCUUCAACUACAGCCUCGAUGAGAAAUUCCUUCUCGGCAACGGUUCCAUCAACUGGGAUGCGACAUACAUGUUCUCCUAUCAAGCUCUCGGAGAGAUGACCCAGAUCGGAAAGUAUAUCACCAAGAACCUUUAUGACAUGUCAAAGUCGAGCAAGGUCUAUACCUACUACGAGGGCUGCUCGGAUGGCGGGCGAGAGGGAAUGAGCCAGGUUCAACGAUGGGGCGACGAGUAUGACGGUGUCAUCGCUGGAGCUCCUGCAUUUCGCUUCGCGCAGCAGCAAGUCCUGCACGUCUACCCAGCCACCGUUGAGCACACUCUCGAUUAUUACCCCCCUCCUUGUGAGCUCAAGAAGAUCGUCAACGCGACUAUCGAGGCCUGCGAUGGUCUCGAUGGGAGGAAAGAUGGUGUCGUCUCUCGAACAGAUCUUUGCAAAAUACACUUCAACCUCAAGUCACUCAUUGGCAAAGAAUACUACUGUGCGGCUGAGACCAGUUCUUCACUUGGCUUUGGGUUCAGCAAGAGACAGUCUCCCGGAAGCCAGACGAGCAAUGCCCCAGAGCAGAAUGGAACUAUUACUGCGGAGGGUGUCGCUGUUGCUCAAGCCAUUUACGAUGGCGUCUUCAACGGCAAAGAAGAAAGAGCGUACCUGUCUUGGCAGAUUGGCUCUGAGUUAUCUGAUGGUGAGCCUACCUACGACAACAAAACCGACGAGUGGACUCUGAACAUCCCCUCUACUGGUGGAAUGUACGUUGCAAAGUUUAUUGAGCUUCUGGACCUCGAUAACCUCGAUAACCUCAACAAUAUCACGUAUGACACUCUAGUAGACUGGAUGAACACUGGUAUGGUCCGUUACUACGACAGCUUACAGACUACCCAUCCCGAUCUCACAACCUUCAGGGAAGCUGGCGGCAAGCUCCUCCACUACCAUGGCGAAUCAGAUCCCAGCAUCCCCUCAGGUUCUUCCGUUCACUACUGGCAAUCUGUUCGAUCCAUCAUGUAUCCAAAGCUGUCCGAUGAGAAGGCACAAAAGGCUCUUUCCGAAUGGCCAGGUCCUUAUCCUCAAAACAACAUGAACGUUAUGAUUGAUUGGGUCGAGAAUGGUAAGCAGCCGUCGAGACUCAAUGCUACUGUUUCUUCGGGCGAUUACAAAGGAGAGACGCAGAUGUUGUGUCAAUGGCCUAAGCGACCUCUUUGGAAGAACGAUAAGAGCUUCACGUGUGUUGAUGAUAAGAAGUCGAUCGAGAGUUGGACAUACAGCCUCAAUGCCUUCAAGAUUCCUGUAUACUAG